AUGAGGUCUCUGCUGGUCCUCAGUGCCUUGCUAGUGGCUGUUUUCAGCCAGAAAGUUUUUAUUGGUGAUCAGGUUUUACGAAUCACUCCGAUCAGUCAGAAGCAACUGGUUCAACUCCAGGAACUGGAAGAGCAACAGGAGUUACAGCUGGAUUACUGGCUACAUCCCAGCAGCACUGAACGUCCUGUAGAUAUCCAUGUUCCUUUUCAGAGUCUACAGAAUGUAAAGGUAUUCCUAGAAUCUAAUGACAUCCCUUACAGCAUCAUGAUUAAAGAUCUCCAGGAAGUUGUGGAUUAUGAAGAGAUGGAAAUGAAGGCUUCCAGGACUGUAUCAAGAAAUACAGACAGCUUUAACUAUGCAACUUAUCACACCCUAGCAGAGAUCAAUGCUUUCAUAGAUCAGCUGGUUGCUGAAAAUCCUGGCCUAGUCAGUAAGACAGUAAUUGGAACCAGUUAUGAGGGUCGACCACUCAACCUCCUCAAGUUCAGUACUGGAGGAACCAACCGCCCCGCUAUCUGGAUCGACACAGGCAUUCAUUCCCGUGAAUGGGUUACUCAAGCUAGUGGAGUGUGGUUUGCGAAAAAGAUCACCACUGACUAUGGCAGUGAUGCUGCUCUGACCGCCAUCUUGAACAGAAUGGACAUUUUCCUUUUGAUAGUCACUAACCCUGAUGGCUUUGAGUACACACAUACUAAGGACCGUAUGUGGCGUAAAACCAGGUCAAUAUAUGCUGGGAAUUCUUGUGUUGGAGUAGAUCCAAACAGGAACUGGGAUGCAGGCUUUGGAGGUGCAGGAUCUUCUGGACUCUCUUGCUCCGAGACCUAUCGUGGUCCCUAUGCCCACUCUGAGGCUGAGGUGAAAGCCAUAGUAAACUUUGUGAAAGCAAAUGGCAACAUCAAGGCAUUCAUCUCUAUUCACAGCUACUCACAGAUGCUGUUGUACCCUUAUGGCUACACCUAUACUCAAGUUCCACAUGCUAGUGAACUGAAUACCCUUGCCAAAAAUGCAAUUGCUGCUCUGACAUCUCUGUAUGGAACAGCCUACAGAUACGGCAGUAUUGUUUCAACAAUUUACCAAGCAAGUGGUGGAACUAUUGACUGGACCUACAAUCAAGGCAUAAAGUACUCCUACACAUUUGAGCUGCGUGAUACUGGUCGCUAUGGUUUUAUUCUUCCAGCUAACCAGAUCAUUCCAACAGCACAGGAAACCUGGCAGGCCCUCAUGACGAUCAUGAGCUAUACUAAUGAUCAUCCAUAUUAAACAGUAACG
Protopterus annectens (West African lungfish) is the source of this 1269-nucleotide messenger RNA. Its product is annotated as carboxypeptidase A1-like. Lineage: Eukaryota; Metazoa; Chordata; Ceratodontiformes; Protopteridae. Gene Ontology annotation, molecular function: metallocarboxypeptidase activity; zinc ion binding. Bases 1 to 1260 code for a protein of 419 amino acids. The transcript has 11 exons. Gene Ontology annotation, biological process: proteolysis. The record is from RefSeq and is a predicted model, not a curated record.